AUGGCUUCAGUCCCGCGUAUCAACGGGGUGCAGUCUCCCGCUGUUGGCGUUGGGCCUUCUUAUCGCCCAGAGGAGGAGAAACCCACAGCCACUGUCUCAAAAAGCGUCCAGCAGGAAAAUGUCCACGUCCUGCCUCAGACCCCUCAACUGAUUGCUCUCCUGACCAUGAUCCGAGACAAGAACACCCCACGGGCUGAUUUCAUCUUCUACUCCAAUCGAAUCAUUCGCCUUCUGGUCGAGGAAGGUCUUAAUCACCUUCCGGUCGUCACACACACUGUCACAUCUCCUGUCGGCAAGGACUAUGUUGGGGUCAAAUUUGAAGGAAAGAUUUGCGGUGUUUCCAUUAUGCGGGCAGGAGAGUCAAUGGAGCAAGGUCUAAGAGAAUGUUGCCGGUCGGUGAGGAUAGGCAAAAUCCUGAUCCAGCGCAAUGAGGAAACGAGCAAACCCAAGCUUUUCUACGAAAAGCUGCCCCCGGAUGUUCAGAAUCGAUGGGUGCUGCUCCUGGAUCCUAUGUUAGCGACCGGUGGUAGCGCAAUCAUGGCAGUCGAGGUUCUGAAGAGCAAAGGCGUCCCGGAAGACCGUAUUUUGUUCUUGAACCUGAUUGCCAGUCCUGAAGGUAUUGAGAACUUCGCCAAAAAGGUGCCCAAGGUGAGGGUCAUCACGGCUUUUGUGGAUCAAGGUCUCAACGAGCAAAAUUAUAUUGUCCCCGGCCUUGGUGACUUCGGCGACCGAUUCUAUACACUGUGA
Cladophialophora psammophila CBS 110553 is the source of this 747-nucleotide messenger RNA. RefSeq names its product uracil phosphoribosyltransferase. The coding region runs from base 1 to 747 and encodes 248 amino acids. The transcript is spliced from 3 exons. Lineage: Eukaryota; Fungi; Ascomycota; Eurotiomycetes; Chaetothyriales; Herpotrichiellaceae. The record is from RefSeq and is a predicted model, not a curated record.